Bacidia gigantensis is the source of this 1482-nucleotide messenger RNA. RefSeq lists its product as uncharacterized. The coding region runs from base 1 to 1482 and encodes 493 amino acids. The record is from RefSeq and is a predicted model, not a curated record. Lineage: Eukaryota; Fungi; Ascomycota; Lecanoromycetes; Lecanorales; Ramalinaceae. Gene Ontology annotation, cellular component: guanyl-nucleotide exchange factor complex; eukaryotic translation initiation factor 2B complex. Gene Ontology annotation, molecular function: translation initiation factor activity; guanyl-nucleotide exchange factor activity. Gene Ontology annotation, biological process: cytoplasmic translational initiation. The transcript is spliced from 2 exons.
AUGGUAUGGUAUCCGCUCGAUUGGUGUUAUCAAAUGGGCAUUCACAAAAUUCACCUCGUCACACCACCAUCAUCUGUCCCGCCACUGGAGGCUGCCUUGUCGCAAAAUCCUCAUUUGACUUCCUUACCAUCACCUAAAGCGGAUAUCGUUGCUCCCGCGGGCUUGACACACACAACAGGUACGGCUGAGCUUUUGAGGUUACCGGAGAUCCAGUCAGUCAUUACCAAAGACUUCGUGAUACUGCCGUGCGACCUCGUAUGCGAAGUCCCAGGAGAAUCACUGCUCGAGUCGUGGAUAGUGCAACAAGGCUCCCUGUUUAGUGCACCAAAUUCCGCCCAGGAGGAGAGUCUUCGGAGUAUAAAUUAUCGUCGCGGAGAUAUUACUCGAAAGGGUGCUUUAGGUGUCUGCUUUGAGACGCAGGGCGAAGAUCGUGUGAAGGGUGCCGAGACUGAUCUCAUAAUUACUGCAUCGCUGCCUCAGCCUGCCGCAUUGCCCCCAGCAUCCUCAUUACGUCCGCAUAUCUCGAAACUUGUGUACGCUACACCGACUGACACACUUCGCGACAUUUUACAGGAAAAAGGCGGCUUUCCUGUUCGUAGCGGCCUUAUUCGUAAGCAUGGUCGUGUUAGGAUACUGACAACCCAUCGCGACUCUCACGUCUACUUUUUCCCACACUGGGUGCUGAGCAUGAUCACGCGAAACGAGAAAUUUGAUAGUAUUAGCGAGGAUGUCGUAGGAUGGUGGGCGAAAGGAACUUGGCAGACCGGAUUAGCAGAGAAGUUGCACAUGAAAGAAGCACUGGACGGGCAGCCUACUUCUUCGCUAGGCCAUGCAGAUCAGAGCCAGAUCAGUAUUAACAAACUCAAGAACUUGAUCAGCACACAUACGAGCACAUAUACUUCACGACAUUACAACGGAAAACCCACAUUUCAACCGCCUUGUAUUCUAUCUUACGUGCAUCCGAGCGGUUCGAAUCAGCUCAUAAGGCGGGUCGACACGGCAGCAUUACUACUCAGCACAUCGAUUAGGCUUGCGGCACUACCUCCAACUAUCAGUCCGCCUGCAGAUGCAUCUCCGACCCGGCUCUCGCACCCUACUAAGAUCUCGGCGGACUCUUCAUUGAUUGCACCAAGAUCUACAAUUGACGAGAAGACGAGCUUGAUAGCACCGAAUACCUCAAUUGCUACUCAUUGUACGAUCAAGUCUUCCUGCAUUGGCGCUAAUUGCCUUAUUGGGGUAGGUGUCAGGAUCAUCAAUAGCAUAUUGAUGGAUGGCGCACAGGUAGAUGAUCAAGUAUCCCUGCAGGGCUGCAUACUAGGCAGACGCUGCACCAUUGGCAAAGGGUCGAAGUUGGAGGGCAGCGAAGUCCAAGAAGGCUACCGGGUCGAAGAAGGAACGGUCGGAUCUAAGGGAGAUAAAUUCUGCGCCUUUGAGGGUUUGGAUGGUGUGGAUGACGGUGGCAAUGAAACUGACCUUUCUUAG